AAAAGAUUACGUUUACGCAGAAGGUAGCACGAAUACUCUUUGCGGAACUGAUUUCUACACAAUGUUUCAGACGAGUACAAAUAUUUAACGCACUGUUGUCACGUUGGGGGUCAAGCUAAAACGGUGGAAGGAUGAGCUUGUAGUGUUCUCAAAAUGUCAAGUUUCUCUAGAUCUGCCCAGCAAUGGGCCACAUUUGCUCGCUCGUGGUUCCUGAUCGACGCCAGGUUGCAGCCUCCAGGGAAAAUAGCCACCAUGUGCUCUAUCAGGCUCAAAGGGAAGCACAAACCUAUUUAUCAUGCAAUCAGCGAUUGUGGUGACCAUGUGGUGGUAAUCAACAGCAAACACAUCGCCUUCUCUGGAAACAAAUGGGAGCAGAAAGUCUACUCGUCACACACGGGUUAUCCUGGGGGCUUCAAACAAGUCACGGCUGCGCAGCUCCAUCAGAAAGACCCCAAAGCGAUCGUGAAGCUCGCCGUGUACGGCAUGCUGCCGAAGAACCUGGACCGGCGUACCAUGAUGCAGCGCUUGCACAUCUUUCCUGAAGACGAGCUGCCCGAAGACAUCCGAGCCAACCUGACGGAGGAGCUGCCCCAGCCCAGGAAAAUCCCCAGGAAGCUCAGCGAGUACACGCAGGAGGAGAUCGACGCCUACCCCCGGCUCUGGACGCCACCUCAAGACUUCAAGAUAGAGUGAAACCGCAACGGAGGCUGCUGUGGAUUUUCACGUCAACGCCAUCUUUGCAGUUUUACAUCCAAUUCUCCUGUUACGUUGAACAGUUUUGUUUCUCUUGACAUUUGUUGCAGACAUCCUUUUAAAAAUGAGAUGAGUAAAACUGCUAAUUUGCUAACAGUAGACUUUUUGCAUCAAUUGUAAAAUAGGCUAUUAAACAAUUUAAAACUACUGUUUUUUUACACAGUAUGAACAUUUUCUGUGUAACAUUCACAAUCCAAAGAACAGUUGUCUCAGAGAUUUAUUGGUUAUAAAAGCAAACAAAAUAAAUACUUUCAUGCGAUGAGACAC
Syngnathoides biaculeatus (alligator pipefish) is the source of this 1020-nucleotide messenger RNA. RefSeq names its product mitochondrial ribosomal protein L13 (gene mrpl13). The record is from RefSeq and is a predicted model, not a curated record. Lineage: Eukaryota; Metazoa; Chordata; Actinopteri; Syngnathiformes; Syngnathidae. Gene Ontology annotation, cellular component: mitochondrial large ribosomal subunit; ribosome. Bases 154 to 693 code for a protein of 179 amino acids. Gene Ontology annotation, biological process: translation; negative regulation of translation. The transcript is spliced from 7 exons. Gene Ontology annotation, molecular function: mRNA binding; structural constituent of ribosome.